This is a messenger RNA of Oryzias latipes (Japanese medaka), 1728 nucleotides long. Its product is annotated as basic helix-loop-helix transcription factor scleraxis. The record is from RefSeq and is a predicted model, not a curated record. NCBI's taxonomy places the organism in Eukaryota, Metazoa, Chordata, Actinopteri, Beloniformes, Adrianichthyidae. Gene Ontology annotation, molecular function: RNA polymerase II transcription regulatory region sequence-specific DNA binding; protein dimerization activity; DNA-binding transcription factor activity, RNA polymerase II-specific. Gene Ontology annotation, biological process: developmental process; regulation of transcription by RNA polymerase II.
AGAGACAGACUGAAACACUCAGACUGCAGACACACGUGGAGCAAAGAGGCGGAAAAAAAGCAGCACGAGCAGGAGACCAAUAGAAAGCAAGAGAUCAUGAUGCUGUUGCAACAGAGCAGUUUUUGCUAGUUUGGCUUUCAUAAAUGACAAAUAUUAAAAAAACAAACUAGAAGGGUGAAGGUUUAAUGUAGCAAAGUAAAGGCAAGUUUUGACUUUAAAAUGCCACAAUAAGAUUUUUUUUAAUUCAAAAGGAAUAACUGCAAGAGACGGGGAUCUUUUGGGAUUUGAAGCUUUUUUUCUGUUCAAAUCAACGAGAACCAGGAAUCUCCAUUUACCUGACAGCAGAACUGAGGUGGAGCUCUUUGACCUGCACUUUGGGACCAUUUCACAUAUGCUUCAUUGUUAGGAAAAGAAGAAUAAUCCCUGGGACCAGGUAAAUCUCAGGUAGACCUGGUGAACAAAGUGGUGCACACUUUUAGCCAACCCCAGUCGCUGUCGAGCAUCAUUGUCUCCUACAGCUUGCACCUUGCCUUUGAGGCUUCUCCAGAGGACUCAUUGAAAUCCACAGCUCUAAAGAUGACAUACGCCAUGCUACGCACAGCGCCUCCUGCAGGCCGCUUCCUAUACGGCGACAUCGCUCUCCUCUCCGAAGACGAUGAGGAGAAUGGCAGCGAAGGCUCUGGCUCUGAGGAGCGAACCACCAACUCCUCUGCGUUUCGCUUGUCUUCCUCGUCGUCCCCAACGUCCUUCCACAUCAAGGUGAACAGAAAGAGAAAAAUGUGUGUGGCUGGAGGGGGUGGAGGUCUGGGGGCCAUGGUGGGGAGGCUGGGCACCCCUGGAUCAUCACCUCAUGUGGAGGUCCGCCAGAGGACCGCCGCCAAUGCCCGGGAGAGAGAUCGCACCAAUUCUGUGAACACAGCCUUCACAGCGCUGCGCACUCUCAUCCCCACUGAGCCUGCAGACAGGAAGUUGUCGAAGAUCGAGACACUACGCUUGGCCAGCAGCUACAUCAGCCAUCUGGGAAACGUGUUGCUUCUGGGUGAAGGGCUUCAUGAUGGACAGCCUUGCCACGCGCCAUCGCCCCCAUUUUUCCAUGUCAGCUCCUCCCCCACCCGAGGAUCUGACCAAUCAACUCAGCCCAAGCACAUCUGCACCUUCUGCCUGAGCAACCAGAGGAGAAUGAACAAAGACAGAGACAGGAAAACUACCAUCCGGAGCUAACAGCCACAUUGACAGUCCCUCAGAUGAAAUCCUCAUCUCUUUGACAGUGAUUUUUUUUUUUAUCACUGCAGCUGGAACACAAGCUCCUAAUCCACUUGUAAGACUUUUGAAGGACUUUUUAUAGCACUUCCAGGACCUGCCUUUUUCCAUUGCUUUUUACAAAGAACUCAAUAAUACUUUCAGAGGGCUUUUACACAAUUACCAAUGACAAUCAAGCACUUCUCCCUGUAUUGCACAGUGACUUUUUACUCAGUGUUAACUGUUUUUGGCGCAUGAUCAUACAAACCCCACAACUUUGCAUUAAUCAAAGGCUGUGUGUUAUUAUUGUGUAAACUGAAAUAUAAAUGUAUAUUUAUGUAACAUAACAUUAUGUAAUGAAAUGAUGUUAUUUAACGGUUGUCUAACAUUCUUGACAAUGUUCAUUUUUUAUGAAGUUACAAACAUUUGCUUCAACUUGGUUAAAAAAGAAACAUUCAGCAGAAUAAACAAAUUUUUAAACGUGGAAAA